AUCUGUCAGAAGUUGAGAGUUUUGUGUGCGAUCGAGUUGUGAUUGAGUGAUCUUGAAGGUGCGCACCUUAUUUUUUUUUAAUUGAUCGUAAUUUCUCUUCCACGAUUAGCAGCUGAAUACAUUCAUUGAACAAAGAGACAGAGGAUUAAGAGAUUUUCGCAAAAGAUCGCAAAGAUGACAAAUAGGGAUCAUCUUGUGUGGAUUGGGAUCACUUCGGUGGUUCUGUUGGGUGUUUGUGUGCACCUCUCGUACAGCUGCAAUGAGAUGGUUUGUGCCUCAGUCGUGUCAAAGUGCAUGCUAACGCAGAGCUGCAAAUGUGACCUGAAGAACUGCAGCUGCUGCAAGGAGUGCUUCAACUGCCUCUCCUACCUGUACAGCGAAUGCUGCAGCUGCGUGGAGAUGUGCCCGAAGCCCAAUGAGACCAAGAAUGCCCUGUCCAAGAAGUCUCACGUUGAGGAACUCGAAGGCGUCCCCGGGCUCUUCAAUGCCCUCACCGAUGAGGCGGAUAUCGACGAGAAGUGGACCAUUUUCACCUUCCCCGUGGACUUUGAUGCAGCCCUCUACGGGGCCAAAUUGGAUCGUGAGCACACCUUCUACGUUCACAGCUCAGAGCAGGAUCUCGAGUCCGUUGCAAAGACCGAGAAGAACAUCGUGACGCUCAAUUGCACUGUUGCCUACCUGUCUCAGUGUAUGUCCUGGAAUAAGUGCAAGGAUCACUGCAACAGCAUGGGGGCUACCAGCUACAGAUGGUUCCAUGAUGGAUGCUGCGAAUGCGUGGGAUCGACGUGCAUCAACUAUGGAAUCAACGAGAGCCGAUGCCUGAUGUGCCCGGAGAGUAAGGAGGAUGACUUUGAGGAGAUGCCGAGUGAGGAUGAACUGGACUAUGGGGAGGGAAUGGGACCCAUUGAUGGUACCCUUGAGAAUAACAUGUAAGGAGGCGCUCCCCAUGCGCUGCUCUUCCAAGAAUACUCUUGCCACGAACAAAUCUCCCCCGCAAAGGGGGGCGCGCCCCCUUUUGCACAACAAACUAAAAAAAAUCUCUUUACUUAUUCAAACGACAACGAGUAAAAGCAAGGAAGUACUUUUGGAAAUCAACGUACUUGAAAAUGUAAUUUUUCUCUCUUUUUUUUGUGGAAAUUACUUUCGUAAAACUAAACUUAAGUAAAUUAUGUGCCUUCACUAAGUGCCUAUAUAGCUGUAGGUUGUUAAGAUUACGAUGUAGUAUUUUUUUCUGUGGAUAAAAGCUCCCACGAGAGCUUUUAGUUGAAGGAAAGUGAGUAUUUUUGAACGAUUCCGGGCCAUUUUUUAUCAAUGUAAAUGAUUUUUAAUUUUAUGUCCUCAAAUAAAUCAUAAUAUGUAUGAUGGGUUCA
Messenger RNA from Lutzomyia longipalpis, 1370 nucleotides. RefSeq names its product protein twisted gastrulation. Gene Ontology annotation, biological process: regulation of BMP signaling pathway. The record is from RefSeq and is a predicted model, not a curated record. The transcript has 3 exons. The coding region runs from base 175 to 933 and encodes 252 amino acids. NCBI's taxonomy places the organism in Eukaryota, Metazoa, Arthropoda, Insecta, Diptera, Psychodidae.